Molecule: messenger RNA, 6744 nt
Organism: Anopheles aquasalis
Lineage: Eukaryota; Metazoa; Arthropoda; Insecta; Diptera; Culicidae
Source: RefSeq, a predicted model, not a curated record
AAUCGAUGAUAAGUUAGUGGGUGCCGGUGUUUGUAAUGCGAAUUCCAGUGAAUGAAUCAACCAGCGCAAGGCAUAUGCGUCGUUGAUAGGAGCAAAAUUUGAUAAGAACAAAGAUACCUACUACCUCAAAUCAUGGCCAACAAAGCGAACAAGGAUGGUGUGGACUUUCAGCAACAUCUUUACUUUUACCUUAUCGGCAUGUACCACCAGCAUAAAGAUCGGGAAUACUUCAUCCUGUACGAAGGGGACGAUGCAAUCUACGGUGCGUGGGAUGACGUCAUUGUUAAAGAAGAGGGUUCCACACCAGGUCUCUUCUUCUUUCAGGCAAAGCAGGUACUAAAUUCCACCAAAAUAAUGUCCCUGGAUGAUCUGUUCGACAUGAAGCAAGGUAUUGUAAAGUAUAUUAGAUCGUUCGCCUCAUACCUUGAGUCGCCACAGUUUCGAAAGGAUGGUGCCCCGAACGAAGUAAUCUACUGGACCUCGCAAGGAAUCCACGAGUCAACGAAACGCGUUCUACAACCGUGCCAAGAUACUCGAUUACCGUUGCAAUCACUGGGUCCGAUCAGUAACAUGUAUCGGAUCGAAGAUUGGAAAACGCUGGUAUUGUUCGAUAUCGCUUGGAAAUGGGCGAUAAUUUGUAACCCCAAAGCUGAAUCCAAGCAUUGUCCAGAGUACAUAUGCUAUGCUGUUGCGAAUAGGCUGGCAGGCGAAAUAUUAGAAGCCGAUAAGGAUGAAGGAGGAUAAAGUGAGAUUUCGCGAAGCGUUUCUGUUGGGGAAUCCGGAAUUCUUAGCAUCGGCAUCGAAUCAAGUGCAAGCAUUUCGUGAACAGUUUCAAUUGGCGUGUCCAUUGCAGCAGAGAAAAAAUCAACUCGACCUAAAACAAUUCAAAGAUAGUACCUUCGAAGAAAAACUAUUUGGGCUCCAGAAGAAUUGGAGUAAUACCAGAGCGGAUUCUGACCAGUUCGAGCACCGGUACGAGCAUAAUAAGAAGACAAGAAUCUUGGAUGAAGGUACACUUGCACAGUUUUUCCAAGCAUUUCGAUACUACACAAAUGUGCCGAAAGGAGAAGACAUGGUGAAGAUACUUGACAGAUUAUUCGACGACAAUUUUGAUGAAAAGCUGUUUGAAAAGUAUCUAAUUCCGAAGCAAAUUGCGAACAAAAAAGCUCAGCCUGAUCGGUACAUUGACCGGAACCAAGUAAAUUCUGUCAUUAAGUUAAUCAAACUGAAAAAACAAUAUACCGCCCAAGGAAUAUCAGGAGUGUUGUUCACUAAAGAAAGCUCGCUCCAGUUACGAAAGUGCCUUAAGGAGUUUGUGGAUCAAAAAGAAGAAGAUCAUCUGCUAAACAUCGUUGCACCGUACGCUCUGGAUUGGACAGCGUACCGUGUACAAAAGGAGUUACGCAACAUCAGCACGUGCAUUGUAAUAAUGGAAAAACAUGUGCCAUUGGUAAACGACAAGUUGAGUCUAAUUUUGGAGACUCACAUCGCAAGUGAGAUUGGCACCCUAGUAGUGACUGGUGUUAACUCACUGGAUCAACAGAACCUGACAAACUUGCGCCAGAAAGUAAAACGAAUUGUCCUCAUAUCAACCAGCGCGACAGCAGAUGAUGAUGUAUUUGAAGAUACGCUCUCGGAUGAACACGUUACAUUGGACUUUGCACAAUUUGAGCAUUUGCAAAUGAGACUCGACGGCAGAACCCUACCGUUAAAAAUUGUUGAAGAGCAAUUUCAAUCUGUUCAAAGCCGUGCCGAACUGUUUAACUUAAAGUCGCCAAUAGUCGUGAAAUCCGAUCUGUACGUGCCAGAGCAGCGGCUUAAUAUUUACCGCACACUGAUAGAUGAUCAGCAGAAAAAGAUCACGAACGAACAAUUGAAAGAUCGAAUGCAGAACCGUGUCACAGUCAUAAUAGGUCCGAACUGCCAAGGAAAAUCGAACGAUCUCUUACAAAUUGCAAAUCAUCUAAACGAGGGCGAUGCUAUCUGUCUAUUCUUUAAUGCUCAAAUAAUCGCUGCCCAUUGUGCCAAGCAUAAUGAAGUGCUUGAAGCAAGUGUGCCUCUUAACGGGUGGGAUAUUUUCAUAAAACUGCUUCAGAUUACACCAUCCAGUGAUGUUAUCAAGGAUAUAGUGGUACAGCAUUUGGCAUAGAUCCAACAGCUCUAUGUUGCAGUUGACGAGCUCGAUGAAUUAGCUGAAUCGUGGCGAGGUCAUAUUAUUUCCGUUAUCCAAAAACUGAUUGACUUAAGACCAUUAACGGUAAUAAUCGCUGUAAGUAUGCAAUUGAAACGAACACUUGAGGCAUCGUUUAAUCGAAUUGAUUUUUAUACAUCAUCUAUCGCGGAUGUCCUUGGGGAACUUUCGCUGUACAAUCGUUUUUCCCAACUUCCCACAAUUGGACAGGAUCUGGGGUCCUUGAUAUGUGACCUUGAUGACUCUGGUUUGCUCUCUUUUCUGUCUCGUAUCGCCGAUAACUGCGGCGUAGGCACCCUUUAUGAUGAACUAAUCGCUACACGGUUUGAUUCAGCAAUGCGUUGUUUCGGUAGCGUGCAUUCGAAACCCGUAAGUGUUAGUGCCAUAUAUAAUGCAAUCCAGCUGCCGAAGAAAUAUUUUUAUGAACAGCAUUCUUCGUUGGCGUAUGAUAUAGAAUGUGGAGAGGAAGUGAAUGAGAAAGAAUAUGAAAAUCUUGUGGUGUAUGGCUUUGUACGUCGUAAUUCAAUCAGAGGCGAUAGUUCGAAAAGGAACCUUGAAUUCAUUCAUGAAAGCAUUCGCUAUUAUUUUUUUGCCCGGUACUUUUUAAUGCAUGAUGUGGAGUCAACAUAUUUCAACCAAUACAUGAAACAAUACUUCCUCGUGUCAAAGGCCAAAAGAGGGGCAGAAUUUGUGGAUAUCUUUCUGAAUAGUUGUGAGUCAUUGUGCAAACAGUUUCGUUCGAAAAUACGACGGUUCCUGGAACAAAACCCACAGCAGCUUGCAACAUACAUUCAAUACACUCUGAAUAACGAAGCUUUCAAAACCUUGGACGUACUUUUAGAUGAGGCGUCAAUGAAGGCGAUCAAGCGUUUAGAGUUUCGUUUCAGAGAAAUCGAAGCUUCAAAAAAGAAUAAUGUCUCCAAUGAUGUAAAUCUGGUAUAUGUGGAAAGCAACCAGUUGUGGCGUUUGUUGAAGGUCUUGGUGAAGGAAUACCCAACGGACGGAGAUAAAAGGUCCUCCAAAUUGACCUUAGGGCUGCACCCGCAACAAGAGGUGUGGGGUAAUAUAACUGAAGGGGAAUUGGAGACGCUGUUGCAAGAUAUGACGGGAGAGAGCGAAGACAGUGAAGCUGCUCAACUGUUAGACGAUGUAUGUAAUGAGGCGUUGUGUGUAUGGAAUAUUGGAAGCGAGGAUUGGAAAGCGUGUGUCGAACAGAGGUACGGAGUUACGCUGGCGGUAGCGGAAGUGGGGGUAGUGAAGGUAAUGUUAAUGAUAAUGGCGGGCGGUUUUGCGUUGUGUAUGUUAAUAAUAGCCGAAGCAUUGGCGGAUAGGAAGUGGAACAGCUGGGCAGCGGCGGGCCUUUACCUGCUAGUCAAGGUGACAGGAGUGCUCGUAGUGACGGCAUACCUAGUGCACGAGAUGAAGUUUAAUCGAAAGGCACUGAGAGCUAUAAAAAUACGCCAUGUUGAAACAGUAGCCAGAGAUUCGGAAAAGACGCCUGGGUUGUGAGAGAAAGCCUGCAAUUGCACUAUGCAAGAUCUUUUUGACAUAAGCAUAAUCUUUUUGACAUUAAACUCUGAGUUUGCGCUUCGUGUAUCCUGGCUUAAGUGUGUUUUUUCAAUUUACUUUCGAAAUUUUAAUUUACUUGUUAAUUUUUACUUGCAAAACCCUGUAUACACCUUGCGUAUUGCGUGCGAUCCUACUACAACACAACAGCUCCCGCACAAGUCCCACUAAACCAAGUGGCGUUCGGAAUGCGAACGCGCGCGUCUCCUCAUGCAUCUGCCAUUUCACUCGGCCCGUCCGCUCUGUCUCGCUCUCUCCCACGGUUUUCAUCUUUUCUCUUUAUGUCGCGACUGAUGGACGGCGAGUCCACAAAGCUAGAAACUUCUUUCUUUCCCGAUAACGAUAACGAAAACACUCAGCAGGAUAAGAAGCUUACCGUUUAUCACCCAGUUCGUCUGUAGUGCCCGGGUUUCACCUGCUCCCGGUAUUGUGCGGUUUCCUGCAGUAGUUCCGCCGCGUUGUAGACUAGAAAAGGAAAUAAACAAACGCCGCUGUUCUACCAUCAAAACCACGAGAUCCUUGGACCACACGCCUUCUUGUCCGAACAAAGCCUCCUGCGAUAUGGCCGUGACUUCGAAGCGACGACGGUUGGUAGUGGUGUUGCUGUGGUGUGGCGUAUUUGGCCUGCAUUUCCUUCAAACUGGCGCUGGUAAUCCCACGGACAGUGCCAGUGUGAGCGCCCGGAACGCCAACAACAGUACCGCCGCCAGCAGUAGUAGCGCAGCGGCGAACCUCAACAAUAGCAGCAGCAGGAACACCAGUAGCAUUGCCUGCGAAGAAGAUGUGCUCUUUCAGUGUCCACCGAACGCAUCCUGCGAUAAGGGCCGGUGCGUUUGCAUGUUCCGCUACAAACUGAAUCCUGCCUUCCACAACGGGGGCCAAACUGCCGCACCGGCAGCAGCAGCAACACCAACCUCUACCAAUGGUGCCUCUUCCUCUUCGUUGCCAUACUGUUUGCUGGAUGAGAGCAGCAACGACAGUGCCAGUGCUAGCGGUGGUGCUGGCUCGCCUGGCAAGGACCAUCGACCAGCGGGUUCGAGCGCGGGGAAUGCUGAUCAGCUUCCACUGCGAGAACCGGCCGGCGCCCAUCACAUUCUCAGUGGCGUACUGAUCCCGCUGGCCUUCGUUGUGAUCAUGAUUGGCAGUGCGCUGCUGGCGAAACGUACGCAGCUUUGGUCCCGGUUGCGGCAACGGUUCCAGGCCCGCCGCGGUCGCCACCAUCGCCGGCCGGCUUACGAAGACGUGGUCUUAGGUAAUGAUUCCGAUGAUCCACCCUUGAUCUAAAUCCCUUCGAUGAAGCUCCACAGAGUUCCGCUUUUAUUUUGUUAUAUUUCUGUUUCAUUCCUUUCUUAAACUUUUCUUUCUCUUUUCCGAUCAGAGUAGUUGACUGUUGAGCCCUCCACCCUAAUCCUGGUUUAGUUGACUCCUUCUCUCAUUCGAUCAUUAACGGUCACCUGUUAAGAUCCUUGCGUGGUAGGAGAAACGAUCGCAUUUCAGUUCUACCUUGCCCCGAGUAGAAUCCCGGUUCCGACACCUUCCCGCCCGUUCAAAUGUACUUCAUCGCAUCCUCCCCCAUCACUAUCAUUGUGCGUAACGAUACUCUCUUCUUUCUCUCUCUCUCUCUCUCUUCUCUCUCUCACACACAUACUCUAUUUCUCUUUAUCCACCUCAAAUCUGUGUGUCCUGUGUGUUACUAACAUCCUCCCAAACCGCCCCCUUCAAACAAACAACUCCGACAACAACGAAAGUGCAGUAGGCUUUGAGCCACAGUCGGGCCGACUUUGAGAAAGCCAAAGAGAUAACCUUAACUACGUGUAAAGAACUACUGUAUGAGAUUCGCAGGCGCGUCUGGGCGAUCUAGCAGGCGUCCGAGUACCGUGACCACUGACCGUCACCAAGCCCCGAUGCCUGUAAGAGAAGGCACAAACAGAUUUAAUUAACAUCAUUUCUCCAGGAUUUGCUGCAGGAUCUCAGCGGAUGUAAAAAAAAGCAAACAAGAAUUUAGUCGCGUAGCAGUGCGCCAUAUGGCACCAAAUAUCACGUAUUACGGGGGGCAAAGACUUUGAGAUCUACUUUCGAUCGAUUUGAUAUUGAUUUCAGUCAAAGUAACCGCACAGUAUAGGAAGAUAAAGUAUGAAGAGAACAGUGUGUAGAACACAGCAGGGAGACGGAUCAAGGGCAAUCGUGAAUUGUAAUGAAAGAAUCAUAGUGGAUCAUACGGUGUGAACUGAGGUAGCUAGAGCGAUAGCGAUGGAGAGCACUUUACGAUGAUCCUCGAUCAUCUUGUCGAGCCGCCAGAGACUUUACGAUAUCUUCCUUCGUCGAAGCAUAAGCAAAGGUAAAAUACAAUAAUUUAUUAGAUAUACGACGGGCAAGACCGAGUAGGCCGAGAGCACGGCUGAGCAAAGUGCUGAGCGUGAUGAUGGAGUAGGAGGAAAGAGAAUCGUAGUAGCUAGAAUGUAAGAAUCCUUACCACUACACGAAGCAACAGAGCAGAGCAACACACAUAAAUAGAAGAGGUUCCUUUAUAUAAUGCGAUAGAAAGAGCGAACAGGAUUAGCGAAGCGAACGCGGUCGAAUAAUGUUAAAUAUCACAGGAGACGGGGAGAAGAACAGUCACAUCAUCAACCAUAAUAAUACGCGUCCGUUACUAGGCAUCUUAAGAAGCGCGCAUAUCAUCUUAUAGAGGCGGACAACCGAAUUUGGAAACGGGAGAGCACAUAAAACACAGCGUGACGUGCGAGCGAACGGCCAUGUAAAUCAUUCAUCCAACUACCACCAAACCCCCCAUUCAUCAUCAUCAUCAUCAGAUACAUCGGAAGGAAGGGCUUUCCUCCCCAUACCUCUCCCGCCCAUUUUGCUCGGUUCGAAUCAGCUCCUGGGUUCCGUUAUAUUCCAUCUCUCGAGUGUGUCAUACUUUUCGUCAUACCAAAAAUAUGUAUUCUGUGAUAAAUUUCAAUAAAUGUCUAUAUUUUUAAGAACGGAAA